Messenger RNA from Histoplasma capsulatum G186AR, 519 nucleotides. RefSeq names its product cupin domain-containing protein. The record is from RefSeq and is a predicted model, not a curated record. The transcript has a single exon. Lineage: Eukaryota; Fungi; Ascomycota; Eurotiomycetes; Onygenales; Ajellomycetaceae. The coding region runs from base 1 to 519 and encodes 172 amino acids.
AUGUCCGACGAACAAACCCCUCAACGUGUCAUAACCACUCAUGAUGCGUCAGCUGCCUCCAUCUUCGACACCUCCGUCCCUACCACUGUCCCCGUUGUAGAAUUCCCAAGCGGCCUCGCCACGUUCAGCACCCAAUAUGCAACUGAAGGCUUUCCAGUAUCCCUCUCCGCCAAUACCGAUAUCCAAAUCUACUGCAACCACCUCGCCAACCCGGGGGGCAUCGUUAUUAACAACGGCACCAUCAUGCGGACCAUAGUCAUGAAACCGGGAGGGCUUUCUCACAUGCAUCGCACAAUUAGCGUUGACACUGGAGUGGUAAUUGAUGGGAGCCUUGAACUACUGCUAGACUCGGGCGAGUCCAGGAUCCUAAGAAAAGGCGAUGUCUUUGUCCAGCGGGCGACGAUGCACAUGUGGAAGAAUACGAGCUCGACAGAGCCCGCUACGAUGGUGGUUUUUACCCAGCCGUGCGCGCCGUUAGAAGUAGCUGGGAAGUUGCUGGAAGAGGAACAUCGCGUUUGA